Fundulus heteroclitus (mummichog) is the source of this 2538-nucleotide messenger RNA. It is a transcript of the gene foxred2, whose product is annotated as FAD-dependent oxidoreductase domain containing 2. The coding region runs from base 140 to 2200 and encodes 686 amino acids. Gene Ontology annotation, molecular function: flavin adenine dinucleotide binding; monooxygenase activity. The record is from RefSeq and is a predicted model, not a curated record. Lineage: Eukaryota; Metazoa; Chordata; Actinopteri; Cyprinodontiformes; Fundulidae. The transcript has 10 exons.
GGAAAGUGGGCAGAGAUUCACUGAGGACUCCACACACUCAACGCGGUUUAAAAUGCCCGAUGAUAGCAAACACGCUGCCGUUCCAAUAGCUCCACAACCCCAGAUGUGGCGAGAGAGGCGCCGACUCCUGUAGAAGGUUAUGGAGCCGAACCUUCUGUGUUUCAUCCUUUCUACCCUGUUUGGCUUUGCCCUAACCUCCUUCAAUCAGCACCUCCACAAUGGUACCCGCCACUACAAUUACUGUGUCCUGGGAGCUGGACCCGCUGGUCUGCAGAUGGGGUUCUUUCUCUCCAAAGCAAACAGGGACUACAUCAUCUUGGAGAGGAACUCUGGACCGGGCAGCUUUUUUAACAAAUAUCCCCGGCACAGGAAGCUGAUCAGCAUCAACAAAAUCCACACAGGACGGUGGAAUCGAGAGUUCAACCUGCGGCACGACUGGAACUCUCUGCUGAGCGACAACCCAGACCUGCUGUUCAGAAAGGUCAGCGGCGAGUUCUACCCGCCGGCCGACGCCUUCCCUCUCUACCUGUCCACGUUCGUCAGGGAGCUCGGGCUGAAGGUGCAGUACGGCGUAGACGUCGGACGGGUCAGGUCCGUGCAGUCAGCCGCAGGGAGGAGCUACGUCCUCACCGAUCAACACGCAGCAGACUACUCGUGCAGCGUCCUUCUAGUAGCCACGGGUCUGUGGGUUCCCCAGGAGGUAGAGUUUGCGGGGUCCGACCUGGUGGAGGGCUACGAGUCCAUCUCCACUAACCCCGACGACUACAAAGGCCAGGCGGUGCUGAUCCUGGGCAAAGGGAACUCUGCUUUCGAGACCACCCAGAGCAUCUUGGGAAGAGCGAGCCGGGUGCACAUGCUCAGCUCCAGCCCCGUUCGGCUGGCCUGGCAGACGCAUUACGUUGGAGAUCUCAGAGCUGUCAAUAACGAGCUGCUGGACACAUACCAGCUGAAGUCCCUCGACGGGUUGGUGGAGGCCCACCUGGAGGACAUAGUCAUCGCCAAACAGGAGGAGCGCGGCAGGAGGAGAUCGGGAGGGAAGAAGGGCGAGACGAGGGCGAAGCUCUAUCUGGGUUUGCAGAAGUUCAGGCAGGCCGGCGAUGAGAGGAACGCUUCUGAUGUGUCACCAGAGGAGCUUCCAGGACACCACAUCGACAACUUUCCCCUGCGGAGACCCUACGACCGGGUGAUCCGAUGCCUUGGAUUCAGGUUCAACUUCAGCAUUUUUGACAGCUCUGCGCGGCCACCACACAGCCACAAUGCAAAGGGUAGACUGCCAGGUGUGACGGCGUGGUACGAGGGGAAGAACACCCCCGGUUUGUUCCUUUUGGGGACCGCCUCUCACUCUAGAGACUACCGAGGCUCUGCUGGAGGCUUCGUGCAUGGAUUCCGUUACACAGCCCGAGCCGUACAUCGUUUACUCGAGCACCGUUACCACGGCAACCCGUGGCCAUCGACCAGACUCAUGACCACGCAGCUGACGUCCUGGAUCCUGAAGCGGGUCGGCGAGGCCUCUGGACCGUACCAGAUGUUUGAGGUGCUCGGGGAUGUUAUACUUCUUCAAGGCUCUCACUGUGAGUACAUCGAAGAGUUUCUGCUCCAAGCUUUGCCCCGGUUCGCCUCUCUUUCUGGCCACGAGGUGUCCAGUCACGGACUCAUAGUGGUGGUCAUGCAGUAUGGGAAGAAGAAGAUAGACUAUCUCGGGCGGGGCCGGGCAGAAACAGACUGGACUAAAGCUUGGAAAUCCAACUUUCUCCACCCUGUUUUAUACUACUAUGACUCGCUCCCUACAGAGCAAGACAUGAAGAUGCGUCCCCAUGGCUGGCCUUUACCGAGGCCGAAGGCGAUUCAUCACAUGGUUGAGGACUUCCUCACUGAAUGGGAUGGUCCCCUGUCUCACAUCCAGCCACUGCGGCGCUUCCUGGAGCACUGUAUUCAGACUGACCUGAGGGCAUUCAGCGCAGAAACAUGUUUCCGCUCAGCCCUAACGCACCGUAGGUCCCCGCUGUCUUGUCAGCAGGGAUAUUUGAAUCAGCGAGGCGUCCAACGCUACGGUCAGCUGACGCGGGGUGUUUAUGAGGCUGGACUGGUGCCGGCUGAGCAAGUCUCUGCUGGAACGUCGACGGGAGCAAGCCCUGCGUUUCCAAACUACCUGGCACCAGCUGGAGCAUCCGUCUCCUCCGGACUGAAACUUGACCUCUGAUUGUUUUGCCCGUUAAAUGCUGUUUUGGUCCUAUUCUUCUAGUUGAGAUAUUUAGAUCAGCUGCUAUCAUCUUGUAAAUCUGUCAGAUUAUUUAAACCAAAGAUGUUCUUCUUCAUUUUUAGAGGGUUUAAGCCUUAGAUAAAGGUGGAGUUUUCCAUCUCACCCUUGAUUUAUCUCAUGUUUUUUACCUGAUUUCAUAGCCUGCAAGGUUGCAAGUUAUUGUUGAUCACUGGAAACCAUAUGUUCCUCGAGAGCUUGUUUAUUUCAUUUCACAAAUUAUGCUUCAUUCAGUGUUUUUACUUGAGGUUUUACAUCCAUAAAAGUGGGUAUAUAACAUG